This is a messenger RNA of Cervus elaphus (red deer), 2935 nucleotides long. RefSeq names its product chromosome 9 C19orf44 homolog (gene C9H19orf44). The record is from RefSeq and is a predicted model, not a curated record. NCBI's taxonomy places the organism in Eukaryota, Metazoa, Chordata, Mammalia, Artiodactyla, Cervidae. Bases 48 to 1937 code for a protein of 629 amino acids. The transcript is spliced from 7 exons.
UGUAUGUCUCCAUCCCUGCUACCACCCGCAGUCCCAGGCAACCACCGAUGGGCUUUGUGAGUUUGUGGAUUUGCCUUUUCUGGACAGUCCUUGUAACUGGAAUAAUAGGAAUGGCUUCGAUAAGAAAACCCAGCCAUCCUGUGCGUGACAUCUUUGGCGACCUCAGUGAUAUUUCCUUAGAAGACUCAAAGAUGGAGGACAUGCGGAACUCUGGUAUCAGUAGAAGUCUUACCAAAAUAGCACCCGGUCCCAGCAGAUUUUUAAAAAGAAACCAGACUCUGGGUGGAAAACACUUCGUGCCGAAAGACAAUGCUGUCCUGGGGAGUGAGCCCUGGCGCUCUUCAAAUAGACCGUCAACCACUGCCUCCAAGGUCAGGGCCAACGCGGCGCUCACGAAGCUGGCUCAGAUAGAGAGCAAGAUCAGGAAUCGGAAGGUGCGGACGGGUCCGUCAGAAGCAGAACCCGAGGACUGGCUCCCUAGCAGAGCAGAGGGAACUCGCCCCAGGAGGACAGCUGACCUUUCUUCACAGAACUCAGGACAACCCUCCCUGGAACAGGCCCUUGAAAUCCCUGUCCCUGAGACAGACAUGCCGAGUGGGAAGGCCAGUAGGUUUCUAAAGAAGAGAGAAGCAGGGGUGGAAAAGAUACCUGUGGAAGCCCAGGCUGGGAAGGAGAGGGAUGCUCAAAGACCCAAGGAGAGACAACCCCCUAGAACACUGGAUUCUCCAGACAGUGAUGAAGAGGAAAUGAAAGAGUUGCUAGGGAGCUUGAUAGAAUCUUCCAGGGAAAAAGAAACACCCACCAAUCAGGGUUUCACCAGCACCAAAGCCAGCGAGAAAGAACAAACAAAACUAGCCUCGGAUGAAAUCCCAACUCCACCGAGGGCCCUUUCACGGCCUAUCAAGGAUCUUCCCAGCUCAAAGCCCUUCCCCACUUCAUGGCUGUCAACCUCACGGUCAGCAGAUGGGACCCUUCGCGGUGCCGGCUUGAGAACUCGCUCCCCACAGAUGCACACGUCUGCCUCCCACACGGUGUCGCUUUCCAUCCCUGGUGCCUUUCCGGAGUCAGCACCCUCGACCGCGGGGGACGACGAGCUCUCAUCCUCCCUGAGAAGGAGCGAGCCUGGGCCCCAGGAGGAGCCUCCCUCAGAAGCCACCGAUGACAGUCUGAACGAUUUUAGAAUAAACAUUUUAUCCCUGGAUGAUCUGGCUCCAGCUGUCAGUGAGAAAUCAGACUUGGAAUGGAAAGAAGAAGGUCAGGGGGGCAAGGCAUCCAGUGGAAGGCCCUGGGCAGGAGAUUCCCGCUCUGAGAGCGAGAUCUCCGAGCGCCUGAGUGAGCCGUCAGCCUCGUCCCCUGGGCCCCAGGGCAUUUGUUGCCUGGGGCCGACGUCUCUGGAACCUGUGGCCAGCGUGGGGAGCUUGACUUAUUCAGAAGAUUUUGAAAAAUCCCCCAGUCCCACAGCAUCUGAGUCAACGGCCUGUUCAGAGGAGUCUCCCGACAGGACACUGGCCACUCAGUCUGAAUUUUCUGCAAGUCUGAAGUCAGACCUCCCUCCCUCAAGUCCCAAGUCACGGAAAAAGCGGGCCAGGGGUGUCCCAAGAGUCGUGGUGAAGGAGACGGCUGUGCAGACACCCGACCCCGCCUUCACCUACCAGUGGGCUGAGGCCCUGACCGCAUACAGCCCAGCCGUGUUCGCACUCAACGAUGUGCUGAAGCAGCAGCUGAGCCUGACGCAGCAGUUCAUCGAGGCCAGCCGGCACCUGCACGCGUCCCUGCUGCGCUCCCUGGACGGAGACUCAUUCCACUACCACACCCUGGAGGAAGCCAAAGAGUACAUCAGACGACACAGGCCCGCCCUGCUGACCAUGGAGGAGGCCCUGGAGGAGGUGAAGAAGGAGCUAUGGAUGCCAGGAGGGGAGAUGGACCCAAGGAUCUGAGGAGCUGGUCCCAUACGCCGGCCGUGACACUCACCCCUGAGACCCCAGGGGGCAUUCGGUGGGUGGGGGCGCUCGUCAUUUCCAGCCGAGUAGCCCCCGUUUCGUCGGCGUGCCUGUCGUUGGAGAGGACAGCACAGGCCAGUGAAGUGGAACCCAGGUGGAGCCUGUCACCACGCGCGCAGAAUGGGGGGAUGCCAGUGUGCCAGGUGAUGCCACGUGGAGUGGCUCCACCGGGGCAGGUGCUGGCUUCUCAGGGGCUCAGUAGACAGUAGGGGUGAGGAGCCCCCCUGACUAACAAGGGAGCAGGGCCACGCAUCCACGCUGGGGACCCCCGUGAGAUACCCAGGCAGAGCUCCAACCCAACUCCACGAUUCAGACAGUCUGCACUCAGGACGCGCCUCCCUGCCCUCCUCAGCCUGAGCACGCUUCUGAUUUAAACGCGCAGAGAAAAAGGUCUUUAAAAAAAGGUCUUUAUUUGAAGGCAAAACAGUAAAAUCCACAAUAAAUUGUUAACAACACAUGUUUACAUUUUAUCCUGAAUCAGACAGGUUUGAACAAUUCACAGCUACAGGAAAUCUAGAACAAAAAUCAGAGUUUAUCCUAUCAGGUUGAAAAGUUGGAGAGGAUUUUGCAUCUUAUUGAAAAGAAUUUUCCAAAAAAGUUUCUGUACAAAUGAACGGCACCGCACCACGCUGCCCGUGGAUGCCGAGGAGGGCGGCUCCCUCUGGCCUUCCCACCUCUGGGGGCGGGCGGGGACCAGCGAAGGAGGUGGGAGUAGGAGGCAGGGCCGGGCUCGCGCCCACACUCUGGAUGACAGCGGGCCGUCUCACACGUGCUGGUGUGGGGUUCCUCUCAGUGAAAAACAAGUAGAGACGCUAAGGGUACAAGUUCUCCAAGGGCGUCAUCGUUCGGUGACCUGAAGGUGCCUCAGGUGAAUUUCCUCAGAACUUUUUGUUUCUGCAGGUAACAGCAAAUGGCUAAUGUUCAAAGAAAAGAAG